CGGGAGCGGGACCGCGGCGGGAGGGUGCCUCAAGGGCAGAAGCACCUGGGACCCCCAAGCCCGGGUCCCCUGAGCCCCACCCCAGUGAGGCCCCUGCGGAGGGGUGGGGCCGCCCAGGUUUUCGGGCUCCGCCCCAGCACCCCCUGCCCAUCACAGGUGUGGUGGGGACCAACCUGGUGGGGACAGCGGCCGCAGCAUCCUUGGGUCAUCACCACGGCGGGCAAAGGAGGAGGACAAGGUAUCAGUGGCAGUGACAGCCACGAUGUCCCUGGGGGGCCGCCCUGGUGAGGAGGAGGAGGUGGCACCGGCCGUGACGUCCCCGGGUGGCCAGCACAGUGGGGACAAGGACGAGGCAGUGGCACUGACGGCGGUGGCAGCCACAGCGUCCCCAGGGGGUCACCCUGGUGAGGAGGAGGAGGUGACCAUUGCAGCGUCGUCUCCACGGUGUCACUCCAGUGAGGAGCAGGAGGAGGAAGAGGUGGCGGUGCCAGCGGCAGUGACAUCCCUGAGGUGUCACCCCAGUGAGGGGCAGGAAGAGGUGACAGCAGCAAAGGCCACAUUGGCCCCGGACAGGCGGCACAGCACAGAUGAGGACACAGCAGCAGUGGCAGCAGUGACGUCCCCAGGGUGUCACCCCAGUGAGGAGCAGGAAGAGACGACAGCAGCGGUGACAUCCUCGGAGCGUCCCCCUGUUGAAGAGGAGGUGACAGCGGGGGUGACAUCGUUGGGGCGUCACCCCAGUGAGGAGGAGGAGAUGGGAGCAGUGACAUCCCUGGGGUGUCCCCCCACUGGGGACGAGGAGGAGGAGGUGACAGCAGCAGUGAUGUCCCCGGGGUGUUCUCCCGUUGGGGAUGAGGAGGAGGAGGAGACGAAGGCGGUGAUGUCCCCAGGGUGUGUCCCUGUUGGGGACGAGGAGGAGGAGGUGACAGCAGCAGUGACAGCGGCAGCGGCCACAUCAGCCCUGGGCGGGCGGCGCGGGGCGGACGAGGACGUGGCGGCCGCGGGCUGGCGGGCGCGGCGCAAACACGUGUUCGUGCUCAGCGAGGCCGGGAAGCCCAUCUACUCCCGGCACGGCAACGAGGAGGCGCUGGCGGCCACCAUGGGCGUCAUGAUGGCCCUCGUGUCCUUCAUCCAGAGCGGCGGCAACGCCAUCCGCGCCAUCUGCUCUGAGGACCGCACGCUGGUGUUCGAGCAGCGGGGGCCGCUGCUGCUGGUGUCGGUGUCCCGCACGCGGCAGUCGGCGGCGCAGCUGCGGCGGGAGCUGGCGUUCGUGCACGAGCAGAUCCUGUCGCUGCUGACCCGCGGGGGCAUCGCCCGCGUCUUCGCGCGGCGCCGCGGCUUCGACCUGCGCCGGCUGCUGGCGGGCGCCGAGGCCGUGCUGGACCGGCUGCUCGGCGGGGCCGCGGCCGACGGGCGGCUGCUCCUGGGGGCUGCGCGCUGCCUGCCCC
This is a messenger RNA of Neopelma chrysocephalum (saffron-crested tyrant-manakin), 1448 nucleotides long. Its product is annotated as vacuolar fusion protein MON1 homolog B-like. The transcript has 3 exons. The record is from RefSeq and is a predicted model, not a curated record. Gene Ontology annotation, biological process: protein targeting to vacuole; vesicle-mediated transport. The annotation marks the transcript as partial. NCBI's taxonomy places the organism in Eukaryota, Metazoa, Chordata, Aves, Passeriformes, Pipridae.